This is a messenger RNA of Enterobius vermicularis (human pinworm), 213 nucleotides long. Lineage: Eukaryota; Metazoa; Nematoda; Chromadorea; Rhabditida; Oxyuridae. The record is from the annotation of a GenBank genome assembly.
GUAGUGAGAUCUGUGAGGGUGGCGGGCAAAUUACGACGCUGUCCAGUCUCCUCAACAAUUAUGUUACCACUUGGAAGUAAAGAGCUCUGUGAGCCUUGUGGAGAACUGGUGAGGCUGCGCAGUUACGUCGAAGAUUACGUCAUCUCUAUAGAAGUAGAGGAGAAGAUUAGGAGCCUCCUGAUCCUCUCUGUCGCCAUCGGCAGCGAUGUAUGA